AUGUCUCUUUCUCGCUCUCGUCCGGCCACUAGCGCAGCAGUUCCUGCGCCCGAGCACCCACCCGACGAGGUUCUGAACGUUGCUGCUGCCUUCGACCAGUCUGCCACGAGGUGCAUUCCUUCGCCACCCUCGGCCGACGGUCCAUCAGGCAUGCCCGCCAUCCGCACGUCUUCUCCAACCUCGACGGAUCGCGACAGCUCGGAGCCAUCAGACUCCACGACCGUUACCUUGCAGCACGCCCUGGAUUCGGACACGGACAUCGCACCGUCCGCUAUUCGCUCCCCAAUUGUGGCGGAUUCGCCGUCCUCGUCCAUCGACCAUCACCACGUUUCAACAACCUCGACACUAUGUGCGUCUUCCCAGCAGCGACCAGCAUUGACCUCGCAGUCCACCGCAGCUGAAGUUGGAGCACCGAACCAACACCGGCCGAACUUGCGAGACGCUGCUACGAUGACGGAAGCGUCUGAGGAUGAAUUGCCUGGUUCGCCGAUGGCAGAGCAGCCCGCACAUGCCACGCCUGCCGCAAAGGCAGGCAUCCAACACGCCGACCUACGCACCAGCCCUCGUGUGCCGGGCACAGGCGCGGGCACAGGCGCGCUGUCGGAACCUGUGGCAGAGCCUCCGCCUGCGGUGUUCCAUGACAUCCCUCCUCCGGAGUUCUUAACGGAGGUCGCGAACCAGCAGCGGAGUACCAUGAAUGCAGGCAUGCCCUUCGACACGGCGAAAGCGUCUUCUACCGCUGUCCGAACGCUUACCUACCACGUGCCAUACACCUAA
This is a messenger RNA of Rhipicephalus sanguineus (brown dog tick), 777 nucleotides long. RefSeq lists its product as uncharacterized. The record is from RefSeq and is a predicted model, not a curated record. Lineage: Eukaryota; Metazoa; Arthropoda; Arachnida; Ixodida; Ixodidae. Bases 1 to 777 code for a protein of 258 amino acids. The transcript has a single exon.